UGAGGAGCAGAAGGGAGGGGGAGAGGAGGAGGACAAGCAGCGGGCGAGGGGAGGGAGGAGCACCGCGAGGAGGCUGCCGUGCGCUCUCUUUAGACAGGACCCAACAGCAGCGGUAGCGGGACAAUGGACCGUCUCUAACCGCGGAUUCUAACGGGCUUUCCGGCUGCCUCCAGCAAACUGGACCCGCAGGUGCAAAGUGUCCGACAGCCCAAAGAUGCAGCCCUCCUCCUCUGUGCUCUGCGGCUGUUCUCCAGGGGUCAUCUAACUCACCCAAAAACAUGAUGAAAACUGAACCAUCAGGAGGCACCGGGAACUCCGCCGGUAACAGCGGGGGAAACAGUGGAAACAUUACCCUGCGCAGUGCCUCUCCACAUCGGAAUGCUUAUGAGGCAGGGUUAGCCGCACUCAAGAAGGCCACCGAUCACCUCAACAGCACCGCCACUAAGGGAGGCAUCGACCGCGGAGCCAAACCUGCCCUUCUACCCCGCCCAAGUGAGAGGGGCCGCAAGUAUGGAUCAAACGUCCACCGCAUCAAGAACAUGUUCAUGCAGAUGCAGUCACCGGGCGAUGAGGAAGACGGGAAAGCGAUUGGUAAAGAUCAGGAUGUGAAAUUAACCUUAACCCGGACAUCUGGCCUCAGCGAGCAUGUUGAUCACAGCGCUCUUCUCAAAAUGGGCAGCACAGUGUCUGAAAGAGUCACUCGCUUUGACGGCAAAACGGAGGGAAUGGGCCCCUCCAAAUUACAAGAGACAAGACGGAUCUUUGAACAGAGAGUGCUACAGGAGAAGCAAGCAGCCACCAACCGAAUUUUGUUGAAGAAGGAACGGGCAUCUGGAUUUCAGGACAGCCGGUUGGAUGUGGUGGCUCGGUUUAAUGGCUCUACAGAGGCACUGGACCGACUGGAUGACCCGCCCGCCCCUGUGCCCACCUCCAUCCCAGCUCCUGAGGAUGUGUCGGGCCCCGGAGACGCUGUUAGUCCCACUGUUAGUCAGCUCAGUGCCGUGUUUGAGAAGAGCAAAGGACAGCUGCAGAACAACUACCUCCCUCAGCGCCGAUCAGGGCCUGCAUUAGGGCCAAAACCCAAACCUCCCCCCAAGAAUGAAGCUCUAAAGAAGGUGCUGGCACCUGGUAAAGAGGGUGCAACAGAGAAACCUACAGCAAUGACAAACCAGGAAGUGCAAGAAACAUCAUCCAGUUCUCAACUGGGCUUGGAUGGAGCUGGGGAGAGCGAAGACAAAGAUAGCACGGGGGCUCCUGAAAUUCUGGUGAACCACUGCACCCCCUCUUCUGUGCCUCCCUCUGUCACUGUGACAUCAGCCAGCUCCUCUGAGGAACACCCCGAGUCCAGGGACAAGGGCUCCAGCACAGAGCCCAUCAUCAUAGUGGAGCACUGUGAAACCAAUGGCAAUGCGGAGUCCGAUGGAGCCACUCUGGUGCAGGCCCAAGUCCAUGCCGCCUUAGAAAACGGACAGACCGAGAUCCCAGCAUCACCCGUGCACAGGGACCUGGACAGGACUGAGGAGGAGGAGGGGAGGGAGGACUACUCGGAGGGUGAUCUAGUGGACAUCAGUGCGUACAGUGGCAUAGGGGAGGACGACUCAGGGGGCAGCCAGUUAGAUGAUGAUGAUGAGGAGGAGGAAGAGGAGCCGUAUCAGCCCGAGAGCAGCAGCCAUGAGAUCCAGGGACUUCCUGAGGAGGAGGAGCCACCACCAGCCAAUCGGAAGAUCAAGUUCAGCACGCAUCCAAUCAAGGUGUUCACAACAUACUCAAACGAGGACUACGACCGACGUAACGAUGAUGUGGACCCAAUGGCAGCGUCGGCAGAGUACGAGCUGGAGAAGAGGGUGGAGAAGCUGGACUUGUUCCCCGUGGAGCUGGAGAAAGACAGUGAUGGCCUGGGCAUUAGUAUUAUUGGGAUGGGAGCAGGAGCAGAUAUGGGCCUGGAGAAACUGGGGAUCUUUGUGAAGACAGUGACAGAGGGAGGUGCAGCGCAGAGGGAUGGCAGGAUACAGGUGAAUGACCUGAUAGUGGAAGUGGAUGGGACCAGCCUGGUUGGUGUUACCCAGGCCUUUGCUGCCUCUGUUCUCCGUAACACAUCUGGAGUUGUUAAGUUUGUGAUUGGUCGGGAGAAGCCAGGGGAGCAGAGUGAAGUAGCACAGUUGAUCCAGCAGACUCUGGAGCAGGAGAGGUGGCAGAGAGAGAUGAUGGAGCAGAGAUACAAACAGUACAUGGAUGAAGACGAUGAGACAGGGGAGUAUGCCACAGAUGAAGAGGAGGAGAUGAGCCCGAUGUUUCCAAACUCCAUAGAGGUUUUUGACCUGGCAGAGCAUGAGGCCACACUGUCCCCUGUGGAGCUGGACCCAGAGAAGCUGGCGCACAAAUUCAAAGAGCUCCAGAUCAAACAUGCUGUAACCCAGGCUGAGGUCCAGUUGCUGAAGAGGAAGCUGGCUCACGCUGAGCAGGACCGGCUGCGUUGGCGGAUGGAGCGCGCUCAGUUGGAACAAAGCAUCAGGGACAGUAAAGAGCGCAUGGAGAAGCUAGAGGGCUACUGGAUGGAGGCUCAGUCUCUGUGCAAGGCUGUAGAUGAACACCUAAAGGAAACUCAAUCUCAGUAUCAAACCUUGGAGCGGAAAUACAGCAAAGCCAAAAGACUGAUCAAAGAGUAUCAGCAGAAGGAGGCUGAGUAUCUGAAGAAAGAGGCUGAUCAGCAGCAAGAGCAGGAGCAGAGCCAGGCCACUCAACAAGAGGAGACAGUCAACCUCCAGGAAAAGAUAUGUGACUUGGAGACCAAAGUGGAUGCCCUGAAGACCCCAAACUCCUCCUAGAAUUCUGCUGUCCAAAACUGAGGAAGAAUGCUGCCUUUAUUUUAGUUUGUCUGCUGCAACCAAUCCAAUAUCGAGCGGGGAAACAAACUAAAACUCUACAACACAGCUUACAGCACCCUACACUCAAUAUCCCACAAUGCAUCUCCUCCCACAAGAUCCAAAAUCAUACUUGUGUGUCUUCCUGGCAAAGUGCUUGGCAAUCAACAUGGAAUUUUGGUGUAUUUUAUUGUUGGACUUUUUCACAGCAUGUUUAGCAGGGAUCCUUCUAUGACUUUUGGCUCGUCACAAAGUGCUUUACAGAGGGACAGGCUGAAGAAGACGACUGGCCGUUGGAUUGCUGUUGCCAUACAUUUUUGUGAACUGUAGUACAAAAUGGCUACCACGUUUUUACGGACAAAUUGGGUGGCCAACCAAAUCCAGGGACUUAACUUACUUAGGUGGUCUGUAUCCAGCCUAAACUAAAGCAAUGGGAUGUGUAUUGAAAACAUGGUGGUAUGAUGUUUGUACAUAUUCUGUGUAUUUAAAGCAUUUAGGUGGGUAGGAAAGUAGGACACAACAGGAAUUCAUCUCUUGACAUAAAUGGCAAACAGGGUGUGACUUCUAUGGUGUAUAUACAAUAUGCGUUUACUAAAUGAAUUGUGUUUUUACAUAUGCAAAAAUGACCAAUACUAAAGACUACACUUAAAUACAGCAACCACGACCCCACAAACUGAUUCUGUUUUAAAAAUAGAGCAUGUCAUUGUGAUACUAAUUUAAUUUUAAGAAUGAACUACUAAAGGGUAGGCGGAACUUCGUCCUCCAGGAAUCAUGAAUUACAAAGAGUAUGUUAAUAUGGGCUUUACAAAUGAAUCACUAGAAAAUAGACAACAUUACAUUAUUGUAUAUUUUAUUGAAGUCCAUUUUGUGCAUGUAAACACACAAUUCCAGUUAGCAGAUUAGUAGAUGGUCCCAGUGGCAGUGUUAUGAAUUUAAAUAUAAAGUUAGCUCUUCAUAUCAAGAACAAAUAUGGGUAACCAACCAAAAGUUAUCCGUGUGUUCUGACUGGGUUUUCACAUAUUCUUCCACCUGUGAAAUAUUGCAGUAUGAUUUUAGAGAGGAUGGGGCAGUUUGAUUCAAAUCAUAAGUGUAGGCAUGCACACAUCACUGGUGCUAGGCUGCUAAAGUGAACAUAGAAAUUGAGACAAAGCCUGCACUCUUACUCCCAAAGUGAGUCCCUGAGUGAUUAGUAGAUCUUUCUCAGGUUAUGUAUUUUUGUGUGUCACUCCCAUAUAUACCUUCUGUCCACUGAUUUGUUAGCAAAUCCAAGAGUGAGCCACAGGAGGUGUACACACAACAACACAAUAUAAACUGUACAAUACUUAAAGUCAACCAUCACCCAGGUCAAUCAACGGUAGUUGUCAUUGUGUAAGUAAAAAUACAUCAGAAAUAUAUACAAAAUUUGAAAAAAGUGUUUUUGUUUUCCUGAUUCAAGCCACUAGGGGCCAGUGUUUUUAAGGAACAUACCGGUAUAUAAAAGCUUUCUCUUUGUAGGAGCAGCCUAUUGAUAUCUCCUCCUCUUCUUGGGAGCUUAACCUACUCUAUCCCAAUAUAUUUGAGGGAGGAGAUGGGGUGCUGCGCUUCUUUAAAAAGGGCAAGCACACGAUUUCUUAGGUCUCCAUUUCUAAUGUUGCUCCUGUGUUCAGAUAUUUGAGUCUGUAGUGCUUUAGAUGUUUUCCCCAUUUAACCAAGUGCACAAGUGGCAUUUUAAAAGGUGUAAUAGGUGCAUUUUAAUGUAAUUGUCCUCUUGAUUUUCUAGCCUUCCCUAUGGUUGGCUGUGUAUAAGUUUUACAUUUAUAAUUGAAAUUACACACAAUACAUACUUAAGGAGGCUCCAUGAACACAUUCUACAAUGAUGGCUCUGUAUUCACAGUGUACUCAUGCUUUCGUAGGAAGUUUUCAACGUCUUUUCCUUGAGCAGAAUAUUUUAAAUAGCGCCUUAGUAUAUAUUUUUAGUAUGUUUCCCUUUUUUGUUUUGAAGACAGUCUUGUGUUAUACCGUCAAAUCUGUCUCUGGCUCCUUAAAACACUGGCCCCUAGUGGCUUGAAUCAGAUAUACGACAUUAAACUCUUAUUAAUUUUGAAUAUAUUGCUGAUCCAUUUGUACUUACCCAAUGACAACUAUCACCAUUGACUGACCUCGGUAAUUACAGUGUUUAUGUAUUAUGUCAGUUUAUAUUGUGUUGUUGUGUGUACACCUCCUGUGAUUUACUCUCAGAUUUGCCAACCAAUUAGUGGACAGAAUGAUAUAUAUGGGAGUGGCACACAAAGAAAACCAUGACCUGAUCUACUGACCAAAACAUUCACUCAUUAAAUCCAGUUUGUGAGUAAGUGUGCAGGCUUUCUCUCCAUUAGUUUGAUUCAAAUCUCAUUAUUUGCAUGUGAUGCUGAGUAGAGCAGUGCACUGAAAUGUAGAACUAGAACAUGUGUUAUGUAUCUCCACAAGAUUUAUCAUCCAAAAGUAUUUUUGUUUUUCUGGAAAAGGCUUGCUGGCCAAGCUCUGAUUUGACUUUUGUAGUUUCCACUGAAAACAUGUCCAAUCAUUAAAACUGAUUUAAAGGUGCUGUGUGUAGCUCUGUGAUCUGGUGACAGCUUUACAGAUUACAAUUACCUAACAUAACUACUGAAUUAUUUUUGAUUUAUCAUUUUGAACAGAUUAGCAGUUGUACAACAUAAAAAUUAAACAUUAAUAUGAAUAAUUACCAAUCUAACCACUAACACACUGCACCUAUGAACUGAUGGAUUAUUUUAGAGACUUUUGACUGAGUUUGUAAUUGAGCUCUGAUACUCACAAUGUUUCUCUUGUAAUUUCCUUCAACCUUGUAUAUAAGUCUUUAUUACUAACUAAAUAUGUGGCCAUAACAGUGUGAUAAACAGUAUUUGAUUUUCAAUCGUAUGCAUUGAGCUCAAGUUAAAAAUGUGUUUUGCCUAAAAAGCCUUUACAUCAACUCCAUUCCAUUCAUCUCUGACUAUCACUUACAAUUUAAUAAUAUAUCAAGAGUAAAAAUAAAACGUUUGUAGGGUUUUAUUGAUUUGUACUGGUCAAAGAAUGUAACCAAUUUAAAAAGGUAGCUUAACCAGUCAUAUGUAUUUAUAUUUAUUUAAUAUUGACACUGACCAUAAGUAUUAACAUUGGGAUGAUUUUUGUUUUAAAUAGAAGAAAAUAUUACUUAAAAUGUUCAGAAUGGUGACGUUUCUUGUAGGAGGGGACAACAAUGAGCCAUAAUGCAGACUUACAUUCACAUUAAAAGGCUGUAUAAUUGUCAUUUGGCACACUUUCCCGUGUAAUGCCUUGUCUCUACUUGCUCUACUUGUUUAGCCACUCUGAGGGAUUGUAGCACUGACUGUAGAUGGAUUAUGCCUUUCAAACCCCCCCAAUAAGCCAUUGCAUUGUGGAAAGUUGUUCAAUAUUACAUUUUUUGUCACUUCCUUAUGCUUUAAAUAGUUCUUACUCUAAAAUGUGCAGUUAUUUGAAUGAAUUGUUGGUAUUGACACUCUUUGGGCAGGUGAAUGGGUCUAGUGCCUUGUCUUGGUAAUAGUAAUAAAAUCAAGUGAGAAUUUGGUUUUUGUAUGUGUUGAACCAUAUCUUAAAUCACACAUGCUGGCCACAUUAAUUAGGUAUGUGUUCUAAUGCACUUAUUGUGAAUGAGAUGUUUGACUCGAAUUGCAUUAAAUACAGUGUAUCUAAUAAAGUGGCUGGUUAGUGUAACAGCAGAGCGACUGAGAUAAUGUACCCUAUGUCAUAGACAGGACAAUCUUUUUCAAAACUCCAUGUCCUCCUGCUGAUGCCACCAUGUUUGUCUCAACAAAUGUGUCAGAAUUAAUAAAGAAAUGAAUGAAA
This is a messenger RNA of Periophthalmus magnuspinnatus, 6701 nucleotides long. RefSeq names its product neurabin-2-like. The coding region runs from base 279 to 2825 and encodes 848 amino acids. The transcript is spliced from 15 exons. Gene Ontology annotation, biological process: calcium-mediated signaling; neuron projection development; actin filament organization. Gene Ontology annotation, cellular component: cytoplasm; actin cytoskeleton; dendrite. The record is from RefSeq and is a predicted model, not a curated record. Gene Ontology annotation, molecular function: actin filament binding. NCBI's taxonomy places the organism in Eukaryota, Metazoa, Chordata, Actinopteri, Gobiiformes, Gobiidae.